AUGGAUAGCUAUGGUCUAUUUAAUCUAGAAUUACUGAAAGCAUCACCGAUCAAUGUUGCUGAUAAUCCUAAACAGUAUGAUUUUAAACUAAAUAAAACAUUACGAGCGACAUCGCAGAGGAAAUUGGUACCCAUAAGAAUAAACAAAUCAGACAAUAAGCUGAAUAUAUUAAAUGACCGUGGUGAUAGGUCAGUUAUUCAUAAAAUGUUUGCACCUAGUGAGCAAGCGGCAUUGAAUAGACCAGAUACCUUGGAUGAUCCUGAUAUUGAUGAAUUAUUUUUGGAUGCAGAAUCACAAGAAGUGCCUCAAGAAGUAAACCUUAAUGGUGAUGUGAUUGAGACUACAAUAGUGGUUUUUGAUAGUAGCUUGGAAUUGCUAGGUUCGGCCGACUAUUAUAGUUUGCAUACUAAGAUAAGUGACUGUAAGACAAUACGCCAUGGUAACAAUCGCUCUGACGACACUAUUCUUGUUACCACUGUGGAUAAUAUUAUAUUUUCAGUUGUCUACGAUGAGAACCUGAAACCCUAUAUCCUCCAUUGGUGGUCUUUGGCCCACCAUACUCGUUAUGGUGACUGGCAAAUCCUGGUUCAUCCUAAUGGUAACCACUUCAUAGUUUACGAGAAACGACAAGGAAGCAUAAAAUUUUACAAGUUACAAGAUUCUAGUCCCUACCAUAUUGAACUAGUAAGAAAUAUGGCAUUGUUAGGAACCGAAUUAUCUUCCUGCGCUUAUAUUAUGUCCAAUGGGGAAGCGGUUUUGUUUCUGGUGGGUCUUAAGUCGUCUAAAGUGUAUUAUUACCUGUUCAGUUGGCCUUUAGAUGCUAAUAGCAAACCAGAGGUUCACCAGUAUGCGAUUCCUGAUGGCAAGCUAAUUCAGUAUGCGCUUACAUUCAAUAAUAAUUACGUUUUAUGCGUGAGAAAAACGAUGGUAGAUUUGUUAUCCGUGCACGAGUUAUAUUCAUCAGAGGGUUAUGGAAACCAACCGAUUGAUAGGAGUCAAUUUGGGGACAUAACGCAUAGUGAGUAUGAUUCAUUACUAUUAAGUAAAUUAAAGCUUGUUGAGCCUACGGUAUACGGAUCUUUUACACACUGUGUUCUCUUCUCGACUUCAAAUUACAGCAUUUGCGCGGCCCUUAUGGAUGAUACAGGUACGAUUAAAUUUUACGAGAUAACAAGAUUCAAAGGUCUUUGUACAUUUGUAUUGCUACCAUCACAGAACUCUACAGCUUCUAAUUAUCACCUAGAGAUCGUUAGUUUUGGUAAAGUGUUCGAACUAGUGUUGAAGAUAACCGAUUUAGCUCAGUUGAAGACUGAUUCUAAUAUUGAAUCCAUGAAUAACAUUAUUCAUAGGUACAGCAAGGAUGCUAGUUUUACUAUUUCUGAUCAAUUAAUAACUGUUGGAUCAAAGGACUCCUUUCCGUCAAAGAAUAAUGAAUUUCAAGUGUGGUUAUGUUCGCCGUCAUGUGUAUCUAAUGUGUCAUUAAACGGUCCAGUUGAACAUUAUAGAAGUCAUCUAUACUUAAGGGAAUUCCAAUAUUUUAGUUCCAUGACUGUUUUACGCUUGUCAGAUUUAACGUUUCUAUUAUUCGAAAGGUUUAAUAUUACAGUAAAUGAACCUAAUGGUUAUUUAAUAGUCGCAUCGGAUCUGAGCUCAGUUACGAAAGCCUUUCUCGUAUAUUUAGUUGAGGACAACGGGAUGGAGUGUGAUGAGCUAGAGGAUGUUAUAGUAGAGCAGAACUGCGGGACUGUCCACUAUUUCGUUACUGAAAGUACUACUGUGCAAGUAGGGAAACAAAAAUUAUAUUUUUCUUCUCUAUCCGGUGAAGCUGAAACUUGGUCUUUGGACCUAGCACAUCCAGUGAAAGGAGCAAUCAGUCGUAACUCAACUUUAUUACUAUGGUCAGGACCAAAAUUCCUUUACAUUGAAAAUGUUGAUUUAAAAGACACUUUAGAACACACUAAAUUUUUUCACGUACCAGAUUUAUUGAAUGGAUAUCAUUCAACAUCAAUCUCAUUUGAAAAUGAGGAUAUCUCCAACAUCGUUAGUGCUCUGUUUUGCGAUGAUGGUACAAAAUUUAUCUUAUUCCUCACCUGCGCCACUUUGCAUUGUAAAUUUGAUGUAGAAGGUGCGACCGUUGUGCUUGAAGACGUGGUGAUGCAUGAUGAAACGGUUACUAUCGAUACCAUACGAACAUCAGAAGGCAUAUUAUCCACCACAUUUUCAACCCUGACAGGAUUGGGCGGAAUCACUUUAAAUGGAGAUCAAUUCUUACAUCCUCUAAAAGGUUGGUUUAAACUGGAAAGUGCAGGCGGUGACAGUUUUUUUGCGUACAACUCAAGUGAGUUGUUUUCAUAUGAAAUACUCACAAAGAGCCAGUAUUCAAUUAAGCUACCGUCUUGGAGGAAGUCGGAGCCCAUUUUUGAAUUAAGGUGCAGCAAAGAUCUCCUAUUUGUCUUGUUCGGUGACGGGCUCAGAAUAUAUCACAAGGCGUAUAAGUCCUACUCUGCAUCUAACAUUGUGCUAAAUGCCACACGAUGUCGAAAGAAAUUUGUUUAUCUUGACAAGAUCAAUAGGCUACUUGUUGUCAACUGCACAAAAAAGUUACUAGAAUGCAUUAAACUGGAAAAUAGCAAGGUAAUAUCUCUGGACACAAAUAACCUAUUCAACGAUAUCGACGAGCUGCAUGAUGUACAGCUGCUCUCCAGCGACAUCGCUCAGGAAUUUCUGGCCCGGGGAAAGAACAAUGAGAGUUUAUUGGCCUUCAGUUGCUCAAGCGGCAGCGCAAUACAUCGAAUUAAGGUAAUUGCCGUUAUUCCUAGUCCCGGUCAGCUCUUGUCUCGCGUUUUGGCGUCAUUGGAAGUGCCUGCGCCCUCCUGUGGCGGAAGAAUUAAACCCCUAGCGGAUAAUCAGCUCUGGACAGCCUCUGAAAAUACAAUUUGCAGGUACAAACUCAUACCAUCCUCUGAAUCCACCUCGCAUGUGCUUCAAAAAAACUACGAGUGGACCGUUCCUUCGACGGCCACCUUCGAUGCCAGAGAAUUCAUGGUAGUUAAUGUGACCACCGAUGGCAGCCUCCAAGUCCUACUCCUCCCAUCAGGCCACGUAUACAUACAGAAUACAGAUACACUUACACGACAGCAUAAGCUAGUGUCGAUACGCUCAGACGGUUCUAUCAUAACAUAUACAGAGUCAAUUGCACAUGUCGCUGGGACCGCUGUCGGCGCAAUCAUCCUUCACAUAUUCAGCGAUCAAAACCAUCAGACUCUCGAGCAAGUUGCACAAAUUCCACUUCAGAAAGUCGUCAAAAACUUUUAUCUAAUUACUGAUGAGAAAAUAUGUCUUCUAAACGUAGAUGGCACUAUUGUUAUCGUGGACUUAACAGAAUCUACAACGGGUAUGACGUCGCCUGUAGUUCAUCCACCGGAAUUUCCUGACUGUAGGAAAUUACGUGGCUCAAGUACAGCCUUUACAAACUAUAUCGGCAUUUUGGACUUUAGCUUUACCUCCUAUGUGUGA
Eremothecium sinecaudum is the source of this 3516-nucleotide messenger RNA. It is a transcript of the gene MMS1, whose product is annotated as Mms1p. Lineage: Eukaryota; Fungi; Ascomycota; Saccharomycetes; Saccharomycetales; Saccharomycetaceae. The record is from RefSeq and is a predicted model, not a curated record. The coding region runs from base 1 to 3516 and encodes 1171 amino acids. The transcript has a single exon.